Messenger RNA from Naegleria gruberi, 684 nucleotides. RefSeq lists its product as uncharacterized. The record is from RefSeq and is a predicted model, not a curated record. NCBI's taxonomy places the organism in Eukaryota, Heterolobosea, Eutetramitea, Acrasida, Naegleriidae. The coding region runs from base 1 to 684 and encodes 227 amino acids. The transcript has a single exon.
AUGUCAUCCCUCAAGCCUUCACACGCCAAUGAUUCGUCUAAUCUUAAUCAAAUACGAAACAAUCCAAGCCUUCGUAAGAAAAAUAAGACUUCAAUAUUUUCCAUGUAUUCUACUUCAACAAUGAAGAGUUCUAUCACCCGAUCUUCACCACAACAACAAUUGGCCUUAAAGUUCACAUCGUCAUCACCAACACUUGAUCAACAAGAGAAGAGUUUCGUUCAUAUUAAUAAUUGUGGUGAUCAUGUUUCAACACAGAAUAGAGAUGAGCAACAAGUAGAUUUCCAAUCAAUCACCAACCAAUCAUCACCCUUCUCUGAUUCUCCACUAACUUUACCUCUGGGCUUUCUUCCACUUUCUUCAAAUGUUUCUUCUUCAAGCAUUGAAGAUUUGUUAAACAAACAUUACACUCCCAUCACCACUUCCACUUUGCAAAGCUCCAAUCCAUUCAUUCCUAACAUUUCCACACAAUAUUCUUUACCAAAUGGUGGCACGAUGGAAAAUAGUGAAAAAUCUUCAUCAUUGUCAAUGGAAAUUAAGAAAAUGAUGCAUGGAAAUGAUUUAAAAACAAAGAAACGAAAGAGAAUUUGUCAAUUCAAUGAGCAAAAUGUGGAACAGAUAUGUAGGAAUGAAAAAGGAUAUUCCUCUCCAGACCUUAAUUCUUCUUCCAAACGAACAGUCAAAUAG